Molecule: messenger RNA, 702 nt
Organism: Penicillium diatomitis
Lineage: Eukaryota; Fungi; Ascomycota; Eurotiomycetes; Eurotiales; Aspergillaceae
Product: mitochondrial 37S ribosomal protein uS11m
Exons: 1
Coding region: 1-702 (233 amino acids)
Biological process (GO): ribosomal small subunit assembly; translation; maturation of SSU-rRNA from tricistronic rRNA transcript (SSU-rRNA, 5.8S rRNA, LSU-rRNA)
Cellular component (GO): mitochondrial small ribosomal subunit; ribosome
Molecular function (GO): structural constituent of ribosome; mRNA 5'-UTR binding; small ribosomal subunit rRNA binding
Source: RefSeq, a predicted model, not a curated record
AUGAACACCUUCUCGAUGAAAGCCCUGGCGAAGACCCUUCCGUCAGUAUGCCAGCAGUAUCAGUCAUCUCUUGUGAGGUUGGGCGCGUUGCGUCACUUUUCUUCCACUCCUAAGGACUCCUCGAGCCUUAAGGACAAAACACGAAAUAUUGAGAACCAGAUCCUGGACCGUCAGCCCGAGUCUGCAGACACUUCAUCACCGCUCUCCGCCAUCUCUAAAAUGAUGACUGGUGGAAGACCAUCUGCGCCCUCGCGCGUCAAUGCCGACUACGCUCGUCUGGCUGAAAGCCUGGAAGCCGAUAUGAUUAGAAACCCCUACGCCGAUCGCGCGCCUCCCCACCAUCUCCACGUCUUCGCGCACAAGCACAACACUAUUCUCACGCUCACCCGACCCAAUGGUAAUCCCAUUCUGUCUAUGGGAACUGGCCAAAUUGGGUUCCGCAAGGGUGGCCGAGCUGGAUUCGACCCUGCCUAUCAACUAUCAUCCCACGUCCUUUCACAAAUCCAAGAGCGCGGGUUAUUGAUGGAGAUCAAGAGGCUGGAGAUCGUCUUCCGAGGCUUUGGCAAAGGUCGCGAAGGCUUCACAAAGGUUCUCCUUGGUAACGAAGGACGUAAGAUCCGAGGCCUUGUGAGCCGGGUAACAGACUCAACGCGCAUCAAGUUCGGAGGUACCCGCAGCCGCAAGGUUCGCAGACUGGGUUAA